AUGGACAGCAGUACUGCUACAGCGCAGCCGGCACAAGGUGCGUGCCCGUUGGGACGCCUCAUUAGUGCGCAGGAGUGCGCACUUUCCAACGCAGACUCCAGCCCAAACAAAUGCAAAGUGCUGAAGAGACAGCGCUCCAGUUCACCAGAACUUCUCCGAUGCAAAAGAAGGCUUACAUUCAACGGCCUGGGCUACAGCAUCCCUCAGCAACAACCGGUCGCAGUGGCGCGCCGCAAUGAGAGAGAACGCAACCGAGUUAAACAGGUCAACAUGGGCUUCCAGACUUUGCGCCAACACGUCCCGAACGGAGCCGCCAACAAGAAGAUGAGUAAAGUGGAGACCCUGAGGUCUGCGGUGGAGUACAUUCGGGCUCUGCAACAACUUUUGGACGAACAUGAUGCCAUUUCGGCUGCGUUCCAGUGCGGGGUCCCGUCUCCCACCCUGUCUCACAGCUACUCAGCGGAUCCAGAGUCGCCUCAUUCAUCUUACUCAUCUGACGAUGGGAGUCACGAGCACCUGAGCUCUGAAGAUCAAGAGCUUUUAGACUUUACGACAUGGUUUAACAGAUACUGA
Molecule: messenger RNA, 573 nt
Organism: Trichomycterus rosablanca
Lineage: Eukaryota; Metazoa; Chordata; Actinopteri; Siluriformes; Trichomycteridae
Product: achaete-scute homolog 1b-like
Exons: 1
Coding region: 1-573 (190 amino acids)
Biological process (GO): regulation of transcription by RNA polymerase II; developmental process
Molecular function (GO): DNA-binding transcription factor activity, RNA polymerase II-specific; RNA polymerase II transcription regulatory region sequence-specific DNA binding; protein dimerization activity
Source: RefSeq, a predicted model, not a curated record